Phlebotomus argentipes is the source of this 3587-nucleotide messenger RNA. It is a transcript of the gene Bacc, whose product is annotated as bacchus. The record is from RefSeq and is a predicted model, not a curated record. The transcript is spliced from 3 exons. Bases 219 to 524 code for a protein of 101 amino acids. NCBI's taxonomy places the organism in Eukaryota, Metazoa, Arthropoda, Insecta, Diptera, Psychodidae.
AAGGUGCUCAGUCGUGUUUCAGCAUUCGACCAGAUCACUUGGGUGGAAAAAAAGCAGCAGUCGCUGAAUUUUUGCUCUUUUCUCAAAGUAUUAAUUUAAUUACUCUCCUCCUUUGACUUGGAUCAUACCAAAAGACAGCGUGUCCACGUUGAGAGUACCACACUUAACAAAGUAUCUUAAAGUUACAAAUUGUAAAACAACCUCCUUACACUACAAACAUGAGUUCGACGGAGAAUAAUAGCGAAGUCGCGGUGGAAAAUGUGACGACAAAUGAAAAAGCCGCCGAAGCAAAGGAGCUCAAAGGCACAAAAAGGCCGGCAGAAGAAAAACCUGUAGAAGCGAAAAAGUCGAAAAAGGAGGAGAACGGCGGCGGGGAUGACGAGGAGGAGGUCGAGGAUGAGGGCGAGGAGGUGGAAGCUGAGGAUGAGGAGUACGACCUUCCCUAUGGCGAAGAGGAUGUAGAUGGUGAAGAUGAUGAGGAUGAGGAAGAGAUUGAUGGUGAGGACGACGAUGAUGAUGCGUAAUGGCCUCGAUUUAGCAAAAAAAAAGGCUAAGUGCAGUGACUGAACGAACACAAUUAAUAUAUAUAGACUAUUUUAUCUCUCGACUACUGUGAGUGCAGUGUGUUGUAUAAUUUUAAAUUACAAUUUUUGACGAGGAUAAAAUGAUGAGGAAAAAUGUAAAGAACACAAGAAGAUCAUCCAUCAAGAAUCAACAGCAACAACAGAUCGUCUGACAAAUGUUACAUGGGAAGAAAUAAACCAUGUGGAAAAUUGUAACUGCAGCAGGAUUUUUUUUUGUCUAAUAAUUGUGUAAAAUGACGAAAGAGCAAAGAUACUAAAUUAAUUUGUAGAGAGAGCUGAUCGUUUCAUUUUAGAAGAGGAGUAAUUUAAAAAAAAAGAGGAAAGAAAAUGUCAAACUUUUGUUUAAAAAAUCGAAAGAAUGAUAAAAGUAGCAUGAAUGUAAUUAAAAGAAAAGGGAAAAAUGAGAGAAAGGAAUGUCACGAAGAUCCACACAAGACACACCACCAUCGCAAAAAGGGAAUGAUGAGAUAAAAAAACACAGGAGAGAAGAAAAGUGGUAGAAAAGAGUGAAGAGAGAGUAAAUGAAUGUUGUGAAAUGCCAGUACAUGAACAGCAGAUCAUCUCCUGAGCCCGCGCCCACCCAAGAUAGAAGAUUAAAACGCAAAAUCAUGGGUAUUUAGUAAUUGUAAAACACAAAUUCUAUCAAAUAAGAUUGACUUAGAUUCACAGAGAAUGUCUUAAAAAUUUAGUGUGACUUUAUCUCACGAUGAUUUUUUUUUCUUUUUAUGGUUUUGUGUACACAAAUUUUAUCUCAACUUGUCUUUGAUCAAUUCUUAUAAUUUUUUUGCUAUAAUAGGAAAAAAAAACAAUAAACUAGGUUUUCUUUGACGAAACACAGAGAAGAUAUACAAGAGCAACAAAAAAAAACAAUCUGAGAGGAACUCAUGCAAAAAUAGAUUAAAAAGGUUAUUUUUAAUUCUUUUUUAUAUACAAAUCUUACUUAUAAAAAUAUUUUUAAAGGAAAAAUAAAUUGUAAAAAAGAAAUGGUGUUUUUUACUGUGCAAAUUGUGGUGUUCAGUUUUUUUCGUUUAUCGCUUGCUCACGGGCCGAUUUUCUGCUGACUUUUGUGUACUGUCUUUACCGCGCUCUGUCCAAGAACGGUGGGAACAGUCCUGAAGAGGAGUUUAGAUUUGUGCUAAAUAUUCCUACAUCAUUCGCACUAAGAAUGAUGUUGACAAGUAGGAAAUGAAAUCCACCCACCUGACGACAUGAAAUGCUUUUCUUCGACUUACACAGAAUCAUUUCUCGAAGUGGUGGCGAAGAAGUGUGAGACAGAGGAGGAGUUUUAAAUGUAUUUUCCAACAUGCUAUAUACAACCAAAAUGUUUCUAAAUAUCCUUGAAGAGAAGAGAUUGAAAAUCUUAUAAAUCGGAAGAGCAAUUUGAUUUGAUAAGGCGAAUGAGAAUCACAUGAGGUUAGCGAAAAAAGUGAAGAAGAAGGAAGAAGUAAUUUAAUGGUAAUAUUUAAAUUAAUUGCAUAUAAAGGAUAAUGAAGAAUUACACAUGUAAAACAUUAAUUUGUAUCGAUUGCAUAAGAAAGAGAGAAAAAAAAUAUUCCAUCUCAUUUGUGUGCAAGAAAAGAGGAAGAAAAUAAACUUUAUGUUAGAUAUCAAAUCAUUGUAUUGGACAAAUGUAUAGAAUAAAGAUGCAUUACUGAAUAGAAUCACAUUUGACGUUCAUUGAGAGGAAAGGUAGAAAGUAAAAAAUCACUCAGUUUUAAAGGGUUUAAAUCAAUAAGGAAAUUAUUAAGUAAAUCUAAUAAAUGUACAAACUGUUUUUUCUGAAGUAUUUAAUUUAAAGAAGAAAAAAAGUAAAAAGAAAACACUCAUUUCUUGGGUAAUCAUAAAAAGAUAAAAAAUCAAUGUGAAAUCUUUUUUAGUUUCUUAUUAACAAACUAACUCUUGAUUAAUAUGAAAUAAGUUUUGAGAGUAGUUGAGAAAAAGGGUUGAAUUUCGUUUAAACUAUCAUUUUUAGUAAUGUUCUAUUGACACACAAUUUUACCAUCACACGUAACGUAAAUUUCACACUUAAUAUUUAAGGAUGUUUUUUUUUCGUGAAAUCGCGCGAGUAAAAGAUUGCAUAUUUCAUCUGCGUUUUCACGAAGGUUUCUCGGACACGGAACAUAAUUUCUUCUCAUUGGAAUUUAAGAACAAGAAGAGCAAAGAGUUAAAAUUGACUAAUGGCAAUAACGAUUAAGAACCAUAAUUUUUCUCUCAUUUGUAAUCUGUAAUAAAUCUAAUUUUCACAGAAUCAAAGAACAAAGUGGAUAUAUUGUGGAGAUUGAAAGAGUAAAGAGAAAAAAAACAGAAGAAAUGCAAAACUACUCAUAAAUAAAGAAGAAAAUAACAUAGAAAUAGUUUAUAAGAAACCGUUUUUAUUAAAAAAUGACAGAAAAGUGAAAGACAUUGCAUACAACUGGUGGCAUUUCGCUGCAAAACAGCGAGAAAAAGAGGACGAAAUAAAGGAUUAUUGAAGAGAAAAAAAAUUGUCAUAUGUGUAUUUGAACUUUUUUCAUUCACAUAGUAUAUUAAAAUAUACAUAGAGGUCAGAAUUUAUAAUGUAAAAUGUAGUUUCAUGACAUGAGAUUCACGUUUCCCCCACGUUUUUUGUCCAAGUGUAAAAUCUAAAAUUAGACGCCAUGAGCAAUUCUAUGCAGUAGAAUUGGGUAAAAAUUAAGAGAUUCUUCCGAAUUAUUCAAAUGGCAUAAUUUCACUUUUUCCCCCUUUUUGACUCACAGGUGAAAGAAUUGUCUGCCAAAAUGAUACUUCAUCGCAUUUUCUUUAUUAUAAAUACACACACACACACCCUCAAAGAAACACCACAAAAAAGAUGACACAUAAUUUGCAUACAAGUCAUAUAAAGAAGGUUUAUUUGUGGUAUUUAGCAUUGAAGAUUGCAAGGACAAAAAAAGGAGCAUUGAUGGGAGGACAGAUUUGACGGAAAAUUUUAUUGAUGAAAAAGAAAAAAAUGAAAACCAGAAGAAAAACUAUUUUAAAGAAUAAAAA